AUGGCACCCAGAAGAGAAACCGCAAAGGGCAGAAAGGUCAAGGCCGAGCAGUUGUCUGAUGUCGACGAGCCCAAAGCACCCGCUCCUGCUCCAAAGAAGGCUGCCAAGGGCAAGAAGGCAGUCAAGUCCGAGGAGACUGACGUCCCCAAGGAGCCCACCAGAAAAUCCUCCAGAGCAAAGAAGCCAGUCCCAGUCGCCGACGCCGACUCUUCGUCCGAUACCGAGCCUGCUCCUCAGAAGAAGAAGAAGAAGGCUGCCGUCAAACCCCGCAAGACGGCCAAGUCCAAGGAUGUUGUCAUGUCCGAGGACGAGGCAGAUGAUGCUCAGGAGCCUGCUGAGCCCGCCCCUGAGCCUGUUGAGGAAGCCGCUGAAGAACCUGACGAGGAGGAUGUGAAUCCUGCUCUCAAGAAGAAGCGCACCUCUAAGAAGAAGGCAUAG
Aureobasidium vineae is the source of this 438-nucleotide messenger RNA. Lineage: Eukaryota; Fungi; Ascomycota; Dothideomycetes; Dothideales; Saccotheciaceae. The record is from the annotation of a GenBank genome assembly.